AGUAGGAACAGAGCUGAAACGCCUGUAGAGAGAGAAGUAGAUAGAUCUAUUAUGAAGAAGAUGAGUUGAUCUAUGCUGAAGAAGAAGAGUUAGCGAAAGCUCAUCAAGACGAACUAUUUCUUCCGGUGAUCGUCGAGAUCUUUGCUUUCAGACUUGAUCUCAGUACUGUUAGAUUCGCCUUGUGUAAGAUCAACUGUUGUAGCCAAGUUCAGUAUUGUACUACGGUUAUUACCUACUUCUUUGGCUAGUGAAGUAUGUUUGGUCUCGCUUUUGGCCUUCAUUGACUUGAGGAGUUUGGUGUACUUUUGGAAUUGAGAGCGCCUCUGAACGUGCAAUAUUCUGGUUUGCUGGUGGUGUGUGUGUGUAAUUUUGCUUGGGAAAAAUGGCUGCUUUUGGGAACGCUAACACUAAACGCUAUUCUUGGUGGUGGGAUAGUCACAUAAGCCCCAAGAACUCUAAAUGGCUUCAGGAGAAUCUUACAGAUAUGGAUAGUAAAGUGAAGCAAAUGAUCAAAGUUAUUGAAGAAGAUGCAGAUUCCUUCGCUAGGCGAGCAGAAAUGUAUUACAAAAAGCGGCCUGAGCUUAUGAAACUGGUAGAAGAGUUCUAUCGAGCAUAUCGUGCUUUAGCUGAAAGAUAUGAUCAUGCCACCGGCGUCAUUCGUCACGCUCAGCAGACUAUGGCAGAAGCGUUCCCGAAUCAAGACCCCAUGAUGUUCGGUGAGGAGUCACUUGUCGGUUCUUCCACCACCGAAGAGUUUGAUCCACAAACGCCUGAGAGUUAUCCUCCUAUCCGAGCUCCUGUUUACCCUAGUGACUUGCAAAAAGAUGCUUUGGGGAUCUCUUCCUCUCGUAUGAGUACCGUAAAGAGAAAUAUAGCCUUCAUGGAAGAUCCUCAGUCUAACGGGAAGGGUUUCAAAAUUGGAAAGGCAAGAAAAGGGUUGAACUUCAAUGAUGCUGAUGGGAACGGUAGAAAUGCAAAGGUUCUUUCGGAAUCUGAACGUGCUAGCAAAGCUGAAGCUGAGAUUGUGGCUUUAAAAGAUGCUCUUGCGAAAGUGCAGGCUGAGAAGGAAGCUAACUUAGCUCAGUUUGAUCAGAACUUGGAGAGACUAGCUAAUAUGGAGUCUGAGGUAUCUCGUGCGCAAGAAGACUCUAGGUGUCUUAAUGAACGAGCUACAAGAGCUGAAGCUGAGAUUGAAACACUCAGAGAGACUCUCAGAAAGCUUGAGGUUGAGAAGGAAUCUAGUCUUCUUCAGUAUCAGCAGUGUCUAGAAAACAUAGCUGAUUUGGAGGAACGUAUCUCUCUAGCUCAGAAGGAGGCUGGAGAAGUUAAUGAGCGAGCCAGCCAAGCUGAAACUGAAAUUUUAGCAUUGAAGCAAAGCCUUGUUGGAUCAGAAACUGACAAGGAGGCUGCUCUUGUUCAGUAUCAACAAUGCUUGGAAACCAUAUCUAACUUAGAAAAGAGGUUGCGCAAGGCUGAGGAAGAUGCGAGGUUAAUGAACCAGCGGGCAGAAAAUGCUGAUGGUGAAGUUGAAAGCUUAAAGGAAAAGGUCUCUAAAUUGACUCAAGAAAAUGAAGCUUAUGAGUUUCAGUACCAGCAGUGUCUGGAGACGAUUGCAGACCUAAAGCUCAAGCUGUUUCAUGCUCAAGAAGAAACCCAAAGACUUAGCCGUGAAAUAGAGGAUGGGGUUGCUAAGUUAAAAUUUGCAGAGGAAAAAUGCGUUGUGCUUGAGAAAUCAAACCAGAAUCUGCACUCAGAGCUGGAUGGUCUGUUGGAGAAACUUGGGAAUCAAAGUCAUGAGCUCACGGAGAAACAGAAAGAGAUGGGGAAGUUGUGGACUACUGUACAAGAAGAACACUUGCGUUUCAUGGAGGCUGAGACUGCUUUUCAAACCCUGCAACAUUUGCACUCUCAGUCUCAGAAGGAGCUAAACACUUUGGCAUUGGAACUUCAAAACAGGUCUCAGAUCCUGAAAGAUAUGGAGGCCCGUAACAGUGGUUUAUUAAAGGAAGUCCAAGAAGCCAAAGACGAGAAUAAAAUCCUUGAUGAGCUCAAUCUCGCUUCAGCUGCGUCCAUUAACAGUUUGCAGGAGGAAGUUUCAAGAUUACGGGAGACAAUACAGAAACUUGAAGCAGAAGUUGAACUGAGAGUGGACCAGAGGAAUGCUUUGCAGCAAGAGAUAUACUGUCUUAAAGAGGAAUUAAGCCAGAUGGGAAAGAAACACCAGUCCAUGAUAGAACAGGUGGUGUUGGUUGGUUUACAUCCAGAGGACUUUGGAUCUUCUAUCAAGGAAUUGCAAGAGGAGAACUCAAAGCUAAAGGAAAUAAAGGAAAGAGAAAGUAUAGAAAAGAUGGCCUUGCUUGAGAAGUUAGAAUUGAUGAAAGAGCUUGUUCAGAAAAAUCUUCUUCUGGAGAACUCUAUAUCAAAUUUGAAUUCUGAGCUGGAAACAAUAAGAGGAAAGCUGAAGACAUUGGAGGAAGCUUGUAUGUCACUUGCAGAAGAGAAAUCAGGGCUUCAUUCUGAGAAGGAAAUGUUGAUUUCCCGUUUGCAGAGUGCUACAGAAAACAGCAAGAAACUCUCUGAGGAGAACAAGUUACUGGAUAACUCUCUUUUUGAUGCAAAUGCAGAACUUGAAGAACUCAAGUCAAAACUGAAAAGCCUAGAAGACUCAUGCCACAUGCUGAAUGAUGACAAGUCUAGUUUAGUUAAUGAAAGGGAAAGCUUACUCGCUCAUAUGGAUAUAAUGAGGAAAAACAUUGAAGAUCUGGAGAAAGAACAGGCAGAGUUAAAAGUGAAAGUGUUGGAAUUAGAUACCGAGAGGGAAUCUUGCCUUCAGAAAAUUAAAGAGCUGGGAGUGUCUCUAGAUACCAAGGACCGUGACUAUGCUAGUUUUGUGCAACUGUCUGAGAGUCAUAUGAAUGGCAUGAAAUCAAAGAUCUAUCAUCUUCAAGAUGAAAAUCAACGCAAGGAGAAAGAGUAUCAAGAGGAACUUGAUAAAGCUCAUGACGCUCAGGUUGAGAUUAUUGUUCUUCAGAAAUGUUUGCAGGACUGGCUUGAGAAGAGUUCAUCUCUCGUUGAUGAGAAUCAGAAUCUCAAACAAGCUGCUCAUCUGUUGGAGAAGCUAGUUUCUGAACUAGAACAAGAAAAUAUUGGGAAACAAGUGCAAAUUGAUUCCUAUAUUAACUGCAUUAAAGUACUGAGAACAGGGAUCUACCAGGUAUUAAUGAAGCUUGAAGUUAUACCAGGUGUAGAUUCCGGUGAUGAGAAUUCGCAAGACCAGAAAAAUAUGCAUGAGAUAUUGAGUAGACUUGAUGAGAUGCAAACUAUGCUUUUAAAGAUUCAGGGAGAAAACCAUCAGGGCACUAUUGAGAACCUCGUCCUAGUUGAAUUUAUUCGGCAACUGAAAUCAGAAGCUGUUAGUAUUGCAACAUGGAAGAAUAUUCUUGAAGAAGAGAAUGAAUCUCAGCGUUCCCAGCUCUUGCUUUUGCAGGAUGAGAUCCAGAAACUUAUCUGCAUAAAUGGAGAACUUACCACAAAGGUUAAUCAAGGAGUUGACAGAGAAGAUGUGUUGAAGGUGGAAAUUGAGGAUUUGCACAGGCAGUCAGCUAUUGAGAACUUUGUCUUUGUUGAAUUCCUUCAUCAACUUAAAUCAGAAGCUGUUGGUAUUGCAAGUGAGAAGAAAAAUCUUGAGGAAGAACUUGAAUCUAAGAGUUACCAGCUAUCGUUUUUGCUGGAUGAGGCCAAGAACCUUAGCCACAUGAUUGAAGAAUUGAAUACAAAAGUUAAUCAAGGAGUCGACAGAGAAGAAGUCUUGAAGUUGGAAGUUGAUGAUUUGCAUAGGCAGUAUGCCAUUGAGAACCUCGUCCUUGUUGAAUUUCUUCGGUCACAAGCUGUUGGUAUUGCAACUGAGAAGAGAACCCUUGAGGAAGAACUUCAGUCUCAGCUUUACCUGCUCUCGGUUUCGCAGGAUGAGACCAAAAUACUUGGCCACAUGAUUGAGGAUUUGACUACAAAAGUUAAUCAAGGAGUCAACAAAGAAGAAGUCUUGAAGGUUGAAAAUGAGGAUUUGCACAUGCAGUCUGCGAUUAACAACCUCGUCCUUGUUGAAUAUCUACGUCAACUCAAAUCAGAAGCUGCUAGUAUAGCAGCUGAGAAGCAAGCCGUUGAGGAAGAACUUGAAUCUGAGCGUUACCAGCUAUCGUUUUCGCGGGAUGAGGCCAAGAACCUUAUCUACAAGAUUGGAGAACUGACCACAAAAGUCAGUCAAGGAGUAAACAGAGAAGAAAUCUUGCAGGUUGAGAUUGAGGAUUUGCACAUGCAGUCUGCUAUUGAGAACCUCGUCCUUGUUGAAUCUCUUUGUCAAAUCAAAUCAGAAGCGGUUUGUAUUGCAACUGAGAAAGUUUUCCUUGAAGAAGAACUUGAAUGUCAGCGUUCCAAGCUCUCACUUUCUCGGGAUGAGGCUCAGAAACUUAUCUACAUGAAUGGAGAAUUAAACUCAAAAGUUAAUCAAGGAGUCAACAGAGAGGAAGCAUUGAAAGUGGAAAUUGAGGAUCUGCACAGGCAAGUCUUGCAACUUCGAAAUGACUACACCAUUUUGCAGGGAGAGAACUACAAAACGUUGGACGAGAAAAGAUACUUGACAAAGUCAACACUACGGUUAGAGGAGGAGAAACGUAAACUAGAAGAGGAUAUAUCUUUUCUUCUUUCCGAAACUAUAUACCAAAGCAAUCUCAUUCUUCUUUUGGAGGAUGUCGUUUUGGGAAAACUUUCAGAAGCUGUGAAACUAAACGAGGAUUUAGACAGGCUCAGUUUUGCCAAGUGUAAGCUCGAGGAAGAGGUAAGGGAGGUUGGUGAUAAGUUAAAAUCUAGAGAAACUGAGAACUUGCAGCUUGAAGGUUUGCUAGAGGAAACGGAGGCUGAACUACUCUCUGCCAGAUCAGCCAAUGAUCACUUGGGACAUGAAAUUGCUAAUGUGAAGGAUCAGUUGGUUCAGAAGGAGAAGGAACUCGUAGAAGCUAUGCUGAUGAUCUCCAUCGUGCAGAGUGAAAAAUCUGAGCUAUCCAAGGAAGUGGAGGAUUUAGAAUGUAGAUACAAGGAAACUAAAGCUAUAGAAGAAGAUAAAGAUAAGCAGAUUCUGAAACUCCGUGGAGAUUACGAUGAGCAGGUUAAGAAGACUGGUCAUGUAAACGAAGCUAAUAUGAAACUGGAAGCUGACUUGUUGAACUUACUCAUCGAACUCAAAGGAAUCAAAGUGGAGACGGAAAAACUGAACCAGGAGCUUUCCAAAGAGAAGAAUGAGGUGGAACAAUGGGAGUCUCAAGCUUCAACAUUGUUUGGAGAUUUGCAGGUUUCAGUUGUUAAUGAAACGUUCCUGAAAGGAUUGACUUAUGAGCUAGCAGAAGCCUACAAUAACCUUGAAAAUAGAAGCACAUUAAAAGACGUGGAGAUUGACCAGCUGAACCAGAAGCUUUCCAAAGAGAAGAACGAGGUUGAGCUAUGGGAGUCUCAAGCGUCAACGUUGUUUGCAGAUUUGCAGAUUUUAUCUGUGCAUAAAACAUUGCUGGAAGGGUUGAUCCAUGAGCUAGCGGAAGCCUGCAAGAGCCUUGAGAAAAGAAGCACAUACAAGGACGUGGAGAUUGACCAGCUUAAAGAAAGAGUGAACAACUUAGAGGAUGCAAACAAAGGACAAGAAGAUCUUAUGAGCAAAUACUUCCAAGCUAUUAUCUUGUUGAAGGAGAGCAUACAAUCUCUGGAAAAACAUAUUGCCAUGCCACAUGAACUCGUGGAUGAACCAACCAAGGACACUGCUUCUAUGGUGGAUAUCAACGAGGGAUCCUUAGAGUUGCAUGAUAUGUGCUUGAGGAUCAAAGCUAUGGAAGAGGCCUUAACCAAGAAGCUUGCAACGGAAGAACUAAAAACAUCUGCCAGAAGAAGCAGGAGGAGAAGCGGAAGUCUACGGAAACAGAACCAUGAAAUCUAUUCACAGGAAAGUGAAAUGAUCACAAAAGAUAUCGUACUUGACCAGGUCUCUGAUUGCUCAUCAUAUGGGAUCAGCAAAAGAGACAUUCUGAAGAUAGAAGAUGAUCACAGUUUUGAAGUAAACCCACAAAGUCUUCACACAGGUAACUCUUUGUCUGAAGAGUCACUGGUUGUGGAUAAACUAGAGAUCUCUGACAGAUUCACUGACCCAAACAAAGAAGUAAACAAAAGGAAAGUUCUCGAGAGACUUCAUUCUGAUCUACAGAAGCUCUCGAAUCUUCACAUAGCCGUAGAAGAUUUGAAAACCAAAGUGGAGAAAGAGGAGAGAAGUGAGAAAGGAAAAGAAGACGAAUACGAAACAGUCAAGGCACAGAUCCAUGAAGCAGAGGAAGCCUUGGAGAAACUUCUAACCGUCAACAGGAAGCUGGUGACAAAAGUGGUAAGCGGGUUUGAGAUAACAGAUGGAAGCAAGUCAUCAGUGGAUCUUGAUGAGGAUGAAAGAAGCAGAAGGAGACGAAUAUCAGAACAAGCGAGAAGAGGAUCAGAGAAGAUUGGGAGGUUGCAGUUUGAGAUACAGAGGUUACAGCAUUUGUUACUAAAGUUAGAAGGAGAAAGAGAGGAACGAGUAAAAGCUAAGACGUCAUCGAAUAGUAAAACGAGGACUCUUCUCAAGGAUUAUAUCUAUGGAGGAGUGAAAGGUGAGCGAAGGAAGAGGAUUAAGAAGCGGUUUGCGUUUUGUGGGUGUGUACAACAACCACCUUCAUCUCCUUGAUCGUUUUUUUUAAAACUAGUUGUUGUUGUGGAGUAAACGUAAUAAUAAUCAUGUCAAGUUUUAUAUACAUGAAUCAAAAACAAACACACCUUUGGUAAUAUUAGAGUAUUUUUACAUGUUUGAAAGACAUGAUAAUGUACAAUCAGUUAACUCUCGGCAGCUCUGAAAAUGGUGAGGAGAGACAAGAAGAGGUUAAUGAUGUCCAAGUAGAGCGACACUGCUGCCCAGAUGUACUCAUCGUAACUGUAACGUUUGAUGAGAUUGUCUGUGUCGUACACUAUGUAGCCACAGAAUAUUAUCGAUGCCAAGCAACCGUAGAUCAUCACUGAGAUCUUACCCAACGGGAAAAAAAUCUGCAUAACAUUGGAACAAAGAUCAAGCUCGUAUAUUCAACCAAAUGUAUAACCAAGUGUAAUAGGAAAGACAUGUGUGGUAUGUUGUUUACCUGAAUAAGGGCAAAGACCAUGAGAACAAUGAUAGCACCAAACAAGAAGGGACCGAGGAAGUUAAAGUCAUAUCCUUUCUUUGCAGCCCAGAAAGUGUAGAAGGUUAAGGAAAGCACCACUACUGUUGUUAGAAUCGCUGACUCAAGAAUCACUUUCCCUGUUUCAAACAACAAAGUUACAGUAACCAUUUACAUCUCUGUUUUUUUUGUUAUAUUGUAAUUAUGUUAAGAAAAAUCUAAGGCUUGUACUAAAGACUAUUCAUAACGUGUUAUUGAGUACUGAGAAAGUAAGGAAAAGACAUCUCAGAUAUGUGUUGGAGACUUAAUGUAAUUUUAAUCAUUAGCGUGUUGUCUAAGCAGAGUCCCUUGAAAGACAAGAAACGAAUAAAAGAAUAGAGUGUGACACAAGUAAUUACCACUGGUGAAUGCACAUGAUAACCCAACGGCGAAAGCAAGAGCCACCGUGAAAAUCCCAAGAAGCAAGUAGUUCACCGGAUGUUUCUGGUGGUAAUAGUACAAAGGACACAACACUGCAAUAACAACAUAAACAAAAAAACAGUUUCAGACACAAACUCAAACGAACAGACCAAAACAAACGUUAAACUAACAAAGCUUUUACCUAGAAGAGGCGUGAUGAUUAA
Eruca vesicaria subsp. sativa (arugula) is the source of this 7834-nucleotide messenger RNA. Lineage: Eukaryota; Viridiplantae; Streptophyta; Magnoliopsida; Brassicales; Brassicaceae. The record is from the annotation of a GenBank genome assembly.